AUGAACUUUUACUCUGCACAUGACUGUGAGUCAAAGUACACAGUCGGAGAUGAAGGAAGCCCAAAACAAAAGGAAUAUAAAACAAAUGAGGAAUCAGAAUCAUAUGAAAAUAAUUCUUCGAGUGAUAGUAGCUAUUUAAGUUCCCACAAUGGUCCCGUGAUUUAUGCAAUUUGUGAUGUUGAAGAUGAUGGGAAAAUAAGGAAUGAAAAUCAUAAUCUUAACAGAAGAUUAAUUUUAUCUUUAUUAAAUGAUCAAAAUGUUUUGAGAGGUGAUUUUUUACGUAGAUACCAAAUUGAGGAAGAAGAAGCUUUUUAUGUUACAAGAGUAACGUGCAGGCACAUAAGUCUUUUCCCUAACAAAAGCCGCUGGUGGCAUAAGGGUCAAGUUAAAUACGGAUAUAGAAUAAACAAUCUGAACAAAGAGAUUGUUUCGAAGACAUUUAUUCCAGUUUUUGAGCCAGUAGAAGAUAAAGCAUGUCCAAUCUGCCUUGAGGAUUUAAUUUGUGAUUUAAUCUCUUUAAAAGGAUGCCUACACAUAUAUCACAGAAAUUGUUUUUUGGAUUAUGCUACUAAAACUAAGAAGCCAAAUGUGGUUUGCCCACUUUGUAACUGCGUAUCAUUGACUGGAAAGGGACCUUCUCCACCAGGGAAGAUGUCCUGGAACGUUAAGAAGGACUUAAAACUACUCUCUAACGGGACAUUCAUAACAACAAUUGAAAUAAAAUAUAAAAUGAAGAGCGGAAUUCAGCUAAGAUGGCAUCCUAACCCAGGAAAGCCAUACAGAGGAGUGUUUAAAAAAGCUUUCCUACCAAUCACGGCAGAUUAUCUGUUUAUUCUGAGAAUGCUAAUAAUGGCCUUUUUGGAUGGUCAAACUUUCAGGGUGGAAGACUCAAUGGAAGAUAACUGUGGUAGCAUAGAAUGGAAUGGUAUAGAACACAAAACAAAUUUAGAAGGAGGAAUUGAAAAAGGAGGAUUCCCAGAUAACAACUACAAGUCAAGAGUAAUAGAAAAUAUAUUAUCGAAAGGUCUAACAAUAUAA
Molecule: messenger RNA, 1038 nt
Organism: Theileria annulata
Lineage: Eukaryota; Apicomplexa; Aconoidasida; Piroplasmida; Theileriidae
Exons: 1
Coding region: 1-1038 (345 amino acids)
Biological process (GO): Notch signaling pathway; protein ubiquitination
Source: RefSeq, a predicted model, not a curated record